Messenger RNA from Drosophila obscura, 885 nucleotides. RefSeq lists its product as uncharacterized. Bases 17 to 784 code for a protein of 255 amino acids. The transcript has a single exon. NCBI's taxonomy places the organism in Eukaryota, Metazoa, Arthropoda, Insecta, Diptera, Drosophilidae. The record is from RefSeq and is a predicted model, not a curated record.
UCCUUUGUUUACCUAGAUGCAGCAGCAAAGUAGCAGCAACAAUCUGCCUGGAACCCCAGGCAACAGUGCAGCCUCCACGGCGAACGUUUCUGGCGGCGACUUGGCGUCGCGCGGCUGCAAUACACCGGGAUGCACAGUGUCCACCAUUGUGGAGAAGACCAAGCGCAAGUGCUCGCAAUUCGUGUCGGCGCCGUAUGUGAUGCCCAAGCCGGUGCUCGUCAAUGGCCACACAUCGAUCUUUCAGGUUGGUGGGGAGAUGGCCAAAAUGGUUGACAUUCCAUCGAUUUCGAACGCGAGUGGCGGCGAUGGCGGCAAGCCCAUCUAUCGCAUCAAGCCCGGCACCCAUGCCCACGUGAUAAACUUUGUGCUCAUCGACGAGGGCUCCGAUUCGCUGGAGAAGGCCAUGUCGGGCGACCAGGAAGCCAUGCGUAUGGUGAUAGACUCCCAACGCGAGUCGGCUAUUAGCAAGCUAAAGAAAAUGAUUGCCAGCCACCGUGGCACAAUGGCGGGCAAAUCCCCUCAGACAGCCACCUCAGGUCUGCACGUGACCACGCCACAGAUUCAUCCAGACUUCUCGAUUGCCAGCGUUGAGGGUGCUGUGCCCUUUGCCGGAACCGGAGCCGUAGCCAGGCCCGCCGCACCAACAGUACCCACAGCACCUGCCCCAGCAGCAGCAGCAGCCGCCAGCCAUCAAGCGUCCGAUAACAGUGUUGGCCGUCUGCAGGCCGAAGUUAACCAGCUGCGUCGCACUGUCGGUCUGCUGGACGAGACACCGCGACGCUAGUUCAUCGAAUCAACGCUGACUACCCGUUUGGAGGGGAUAUUAGAGCCUAACCAAAUACGCUUUAGAAUAAUUAAGUGUUUCAAUAAUGUUAAACACCAAUA